This is a messenger RNA of Giardia duodenalis, 1842 nucleotides long. Its product is annotated as Kinase, CMGC CMGC-GL1. The record is from RefSeq and is a predicted model, not a curated record. The transcript has a single exon. Gene Ontology annotation, cellular component: nucleus. Gene Ontology annotation, molecular function: ATP binding; cyclin-dependent protein serine/threonine kinase activity. Bases 1 to 1842 code for a protein of 613 amino acids. Lineage: Eukaryota; Fornicata; Diplomonadida; Hexamitidae. Gene Ontology annotation, biological process: protein phosphorylation.
AUGAGGACAUCUCCGAAGGCCCUGGAAAAGGGGUCAAAGCAAAAAAUGAUCGUGCAAAUAGGACCUUACUAUAUAAAUGCAAGGCCGCGGGCAAAGGGCGGGUACAGCUAUGUGUACCAGGGCUGGCAUGAGAGCGACGAACGGAUCCAGUUAGCAUUCAAGCUUCUCCUUCUUCACGAUCGCCGUGGUUUCCUUAGCAGGUCGCAGACAAGAGACAUCGACAACAUGGUGUCCUUGGUGGAUGCUAUGAGCAGGAGACCGGGUGCAACCAGCAAUCACCCGGAUCUAUAUGUAGAUUUUCCGUUUCUUCCCCUUCUAGAUAUCAUCGAUGUCAGUUCAUCUACCAAAAGCAAUGUACAUCGCUUAAAGGAGUACGAGAGCGAAGCGAAUGCAGAACUUUCCCUCCUGCUUGUCUUCCCCUUUUGUGAGUUAGAUCUUAAGACCUACCUCAAGCACGGCUCUCUUUAUUCUGCAAAAGAAGAGGAUGUGCUGCGUGUUGCUUAUCAGAUUCUUCGGGCCGUUGGAAUUAUGCAUUCUUUAGGAUGGUCGCACAGGGAUCUCAAACCAGAGAAUAUGCUUAUCUCCAGGGAUGGCCAGCUGCUUCUCUGUGAUUUUGGCAUGGCACGCUGUGAAGUGACCUUUCUGCGACGGUUUGGAGUCAGCUACAACUAUGAUUACAGAGGAAAUAGUUACACAGACACUAAGAUGCCGAUUAGAGAAUACGACGAACGGUGUGCCGUUGCAUAUGAUCCACUCGAGGGCUUAGACCGCACACAGCAGCCGGGGAUCGUCUCGCGUCGCCUCCUCCCACCAGCUGGUGCCACAUCCAUCUGUGGGACCAUAUGGUGGCGAGCACCGGAGCAAUCCUUCAGGAAGAACGUCAACUGCUCAGGGUUCAUUGGUGACUCGUGGAGCCUCGGGUGCAUUUUGAUACAGUUGUUAUUCGAUUACCCCGCCUUUCACUCCAAGGACAGGGACGAGAAUACUGGCUCAGGGGAAGUCCUUGCUUACGUCAACCAGCUCCGGCCACUGGCAGAGAAUGAAGACUUCCUGGAGGCUAUAGUUUCUUUCAACGGUGUGUCUCGAUCAUUCAUAGAUUCCUUUAGGGCUGUCACAACGAAGCUGAAUAAGGCUCGCGCAGCAGACCUGCAACGGAUUUUAGCCAUGCCACGCGAGCAAGUAGAGGCAGUAUUGGCAAAUGCACGCGACAGUAAUGCUGGACGUGAAGACAGCAAUUUACAGGAACCGCCAGUUAAACACAGCGACGACCCACUGAAACAGAUACCUUCACACAUUAAGCAACUGAUUAUACUCAACAGACACGCUAUACUAUCGCCAUACAGGGACUGCGACGCGAUCUACUCCACAAGCAGAUACACCUUGAAACAAGCAUGCUUUUUAAUGCUGGUUCUCCGGUUUGCACCCUUGCCAAAGGUUGUGGAGAUGAUGGACAAACCCGCCAUCUCCGUGCAAGAGCUCACCAUACUCCUAGAGCUGUCGCCGACAGCUAUAUGCUUCUACAAUAUGUACUCAGACCUGGUGUCCAAAUUAAUGAACCCUAACCCCCUUCGCCGCCUGAUGCCCACAGAGGCCUUGACACAUCCUAUCUUUGACAACGUUCAGAACUCCUUUUUCUUCAAGCUGAAUACCAGCAACUCUACGUUUACCAAGCCCGACGAAACCAACAGCGCGAACAACUUCCUUCAGAAGAUUAGCGCCAUUCUAAACAGAAAGGUGGACUUCAACAAGGAUUACCUGCCGGUUUUAUUGAAUGAAAUCUCACACAGAACCCUCGACGAACUAGUCUUCACUUAUUGUCCAAAUUCACUAGACGACGUCUAG